Coccidioides posadasii C735 delta SOWgp is the source of this 636-nucleotide messenger RNA. Lineage: Eukaryota; Fungi; Ascomycota; Eurotiomycetes; Onygenales; Onygenaceae. The record is from RefSeq and is a predicted model, not a curated record.
AUGUCCUCCCCCCCCACCUCGAAAAGAAUCAAAACUACUCUGCCCGCCAAUCCGCCUCCCACACAUCCUUUAAACCAGGCAGGACCUCCUUUUCCUGGUCCUGGCCACUUUGAAGCGCCUCCCAUGGUGCCAGCUCCUCCCCCUACGCAGGCACCCCCAGCACCUCCCCAGCAACAGCCAGGAACUGUGCCUGCUGUGAAUCCCCGGAAAAGACGUGCGUCAUUCCAACAGUCCGCGCCCAUGUCAACCAUGGCGCCUCCACAGCUAACUGCCCCUGUUGAAGGUGAAGGGAACCCACCAACCACUGCUGCAGCACCAGAGACAGGAGGCAAGAAGAAAGGCCGCACGAAUACUCCAUGGACUGCCGAAGAAGAACAGCGACUGAAGGCAAUGCGAGAUGCCGGUAACACCUGGAGCGAAAUUGCCAAGACAUUUCCUACAAGGACAGAGGGCAGUGUCAAGAAACAUUGGUACAAGGAUAUGCACUAUGCUGAAUUCGCUGAGGAUGAGUCAGCCGCUCUGAGGGAGGCAAUCAAAGAAUACGAAGCAAAUAAGUGGAAGGUCAUUGGCCAGAAGAUUGGAAAGCCUGCUAAGGCAUGCGAGCAAUACGCAAAGGAACACUUCAAGAAUUUGUAA